AGUCUUUUUUCUCCGGCAAUGCUAACUGGUGAACGUUCACUGGGAAGGAACUCCCAGCGAACGCCCUCGUAGCCGUUUGAUCUCUAGAAAGAAAUUGUCACCCCUAGGUCCUGUCUUUCGGGAGAGACCUGCGGACGAAGGAUUACGUCCAUAUUUUAAUUUUCUUCCCCUCCGGAGAGACUUGCCAAUGUACGAUCGCCGGUGACAAUUAAAGACUUCUGAUCUCUUGGAUCCAUUGCCAUAGCCAUAUUCAUCUCCUCGCCGAUUUCGCCCACGUGAAAUCUCAAAGAAAUCAUCAUGGUCAUGGAAACCAAGCGGAGGAAAGCCGUCUUCGUCUUCCCGCGGUGCCUUGGCCUUCGCCGCGCACGGCCCCGCCACGGCAGGAAGGAGAAGGAGCGUCCCGCUUCUCGGCCAGCAGAUUGGAGGGACUGGGCGGCGCUGCCCGGCACCGCCCUGCGCGCGAUCCUCGGGCGGCUUCAUCAGACCGACGUCCUCCGCGGGACGGGGCCAGGGCUGGCGUGCGCGUCGUGGCGGCGCGCGGCCGUCGAGGACCCGCUGCUGUGGCGGCGCAUCGACCUCGCCUCCGACGAGGACGGGGACAAGGACGCUCCGGCGGGGUGGCAGGCGAUGGCGCGCGCCGCCGUGGACCGCAGCGCCGGCUGGUGCGAGUCCUUCCGCGGCCGCGUCGACGGCGACCUCCUCGUCUACCUCGCCGACAACACGCCGCUGCUGAGGAGCCUCCACGUGACGAGCAUGCUUGACAUGCACGGCUGCCAGCUUGGCACGACGGCGAUGGAGAAGCUGCCCCUUCUGGAGCAGCUCGUGGUGGCGGGGGGAUACUUCGACCACGCUAUGCUGUGCGCCGUCCUCGACCACUGCCCGCGUCUCCGGCUGCUCGACGCCGGCGGCUGAAGCAACGGGAAAAAGGCUCGUAGCUAGGUGCGAGAGCAGGAUCCGGGACCUCCGGCUGCCGCGCUGGUCGACCGGUGGCGGAUGCGGCUGCUGCAGACAAAUGGCUCAAGAGUACGCAGACGAACAUGAUGAAUGAUCAUCUGUUGCAGCAGACUAUUCCCGGCUUUAAGUUUUAGUUUUGCCUCAGGCUCCAUGGCUAUAUGCAAGCUAGCUAGUUAAUUAGUUUACAUGCUCUUUGUGUUUUGGCUAUAUGUAGAUGUUAGUCAUUUUUGUGAUCUUAUCACGUAUUCCGUCUAUCCCACAAUAUAAGACGUUUUUUCAAGUUAAGACAAUUUGUAAAAACAUUUCACCCUCACAAGGUGAACUCCGGAGAGAAAGCCAAGCCAUGGUGAGAAAACAUGCUUCUCCCGCUCCUUGUUUUUGUCGUGAUCGUGGAUGUGGUGUUUUUUUGUUGGUGUUGCAGCAUCCGCCUCCCGUCAGCGCAUGUUCGACCACUCGACGGAUUUGGCCGUGGUUGUGUGGUGGUUUA
This is a messenger RNA of Triticum aestivum (bread wheat), 1441 nucleotides long. RefSeq names its product putative F-box/LRR-repeat protein 23. The transcript has 2 exons. The record is from RefSeq and is a predicted model, not a curated record. NCBI's taxonomy places the organism in Eukaryota, Viridiplantae, Streptophyta, Magnoliopsida, Poales, Poaceae. Gene Ontology annotation, molecular function: protein binding. Bases 298 to 912 code for a protein of 204 amino acids.